Molecule: messenger RNA, 2436 nt
Organism: Symbiodinium pilosum
Lineage: Eukaryota; Dinophyceae; Suessiales; Symbiodiniaceae
Source: the annotation of a GenBank genome assembly
AUGUCCGGCACUGAGGCGGCAUUUCCUCCCGCGGCACCACUACCGCCCGGCCUUGGCGGUGCAAAGCCACCACCACCCGUUCCACCCGUUGCUAGCGUUGCAAAAACGAAGCCACCACCACCAUUGCCAGGCUGGAUCAAGCAAGCUUUACAGCAUGGCGAGUCAUCUACGCUUGACCUGUUUGUAGGCAUGCCGGGGCCGCCGGCCCUGCCGAACCUGGCGCCAUUGUCCCCACUACCAUCCUUGACAGCUUCAGGCGAGCAUCGGCUGCUUGGUUGUAGGCUGCCAAAGGGCGACAGCACUUCUGAGGAACCUCGAUGCCUAGCGCCCUUCCUGCUCCAGGCAGGGCAUGCCCAUAGUGGAAAGGGAUGGAACAGGAUGCAGCGUGUGAUGCACACCGCAAUCAGGAGCUGCCACUGCUCCAACGCUCCUGGCAAGAGAUGCGAGGCGCAGACCAUGUGGACAGUCAAGCCUUUGACGAGGCGGCAUCGCUGCUCGGCAAGGAGGCCGCAGGGCUCUUCGGCCCCGAGAAAAAGGAGGAACCGGCAUCAGCCAAAGAAGCGAAACCGCUGGAAGCAGAGCUGGCAGAGGCCAAAUCUCCAGAGGAGGUCGCUCCAUCUCCUGCUCAGCCGUCCCAGCCAGCGCCAGAGAGUGUUCCUGUUGCGCUAUCGCCUGAAGAGGCACGAGCUGCAGAGCAGGCAAGGAGAAUCUGUGGACUCUUGCCGCAGCGGCAGAGACAGCUUACCAGAACUUCUGGGUCCAGCCACUCUGCAGCAAGUGGGAUUGCAGCAGCGCUUCAAGCCUUUGCGUCAACGGAUUACUGGGAAGGCGACUGGAGAUGUGCCCAAUGCGGAGACCAUCAGUUUGCCCGAAACCGGGCAGGCUACCGUGAAAGGACAUGAAACAGCGACCCUGGUGGAUGCUCAGGUCUCGGCAGUGUGUUUGGCCGGCCUCAACUACUGGCUGGCCUCAGGUUGCCUCAACGUAUGGGUCAUGCCGCAUCAGCUGAAGCGCCCGGACCCCAAGUGUCAGCGUUCCCGUGUCCUGGCUGCAGCAUACGAUUGCCGAGGUGCCAUGGACACCCGCAGAGCAAUGGAAGCGCUCGUUUGCUGGGCAAGAACCAGGCUCACAUCUCCAAAUCUAGAGGUGGACAGCUCUCUGUGGUGCUCGGGCCUCACUUUGGAGUUCCGAUUUGCAGGUGGCUUGGUCGGCCUAGUGAACAUGGGCAACACCUGCUUCAUGAAUGCCGGGCUUCAGUGCCUGAGCCACAUUGAACCCAUCAGCGCGUACUUUUUGACGGGCAAAUAUGCUGAGGAGCUCAAUCCCAGCAAUCCAUUUGGGACUGGCGGGCAUUUGGCCAAAGGAUUCGCCAAGUUGCAGGAGAUGCUGUGGCAGCGGCGUAGCCGAACUCACUCGCCCUCGCAACUCUAUGGUACAUUGUCAAAGUUUGCAAGGCACCUGUUUCGGGAUUCGGACCAGCAAGAUGCACAGGAGCUGCUUGCGUACCUGCUGGACGGGUUGCAUGAAGAUUUGAACCUCGUGAAGGUAGAGCGCAAGGAGAGUCAUCGAAAGAAAGAAUCGGAACCCAAAGUGGAUUCAGAUGAAGAGGAUGAGCGGAUGGCUCAGCUUGAGCGGGAGAAGGGCGAAGAAUACGUCGCUGCCCUGACUUGGAUGAAGCAUUUGAUGCGGCAUAAGUCUGUUCUUGUGGACCUCUUCCAGGGUCAGCUCCGCUCGCGUCUCACCUGCAUCACUUGCGGCCACCAGUCGAAAACCUUCGAUCCGUAUUUGUACAUUGCCCUGCCCGUGCACUACGGCAUGAACAAUCUGCAGGAUGCUUUGAUGCACUUCUUAAAGGAAGAGCAUCUAACUGGUGACGAGAGAUGGAGGUGUCCAAAAUGCAAGAAAAGAGUGGAUUCAAUCAAGAAGAUAGACUUGUGGAAGCUUCCACCAGUUCUUCUAGUCCACUUAAAAAGAUUCGAAUUCGACACGUCGACGUGUCGCUUUCGCAAGAUCAACGUCAGGCUCAGGACACCCUUGAGCAUCGACUUGUCAAGCUUCGUGAGCUCCCCGCAAAAGGGGUCAAUGGUUUACGACGUUAUUGCAGUGGCCAACCACAUAGGGAAUGCAGGCCGUGGACAUUACACAGCCAUCUGCAGGCAUCACCUACACAAUCGUUUCUACCACUUCAAUGACACAGACGUGCAUGAGGUGCGGGCAGAUGAUAACGAGGUCAUCACGCGGGAGGCCUACUUGCUGUUUCUGAUGAGACGUGAUAUGUCGGAUUGGGAAGCCCAGUCCGUAUCACGCCCAGAGGCAUGGCCACACUAUGUCUCCCGACAGAACUCUGCAAUGCUGCCUGCAAUUUGGGAAGCCGUUGGCCGAAAGCCACAGCAGCCUGCUCCGAAUGCUCCCGCCGCUGCCUUGGCUGCAAGCUGA